ACACACACACACACACACACACACACACACACACAGAGUUCACACACGGGCCAGAGGUGAUUCCCAGCUACAGCAGCAGUGCCAUGUCUGAGGUGGCGGUGCCUGAUGCUAUGGUGACCCCGGCGGUGGGUGUGCCGUACGGGGAGAAGGCCGGUGGGCCCGGGGUUGACUUCAGUUACGUGGGCAUUGACGCCAUCCUGGAGCAGAUGAGGAGGAAGGCCAUGAAGCAGGGGUUUGAGCUCAACAUAAUGGUUGUGGGACAGAGUGGCCUGGGGAAGUCUACUCUGAUGAACACGCUGUUCAAGUCUAAAGUCAGCCGUAAGUCCGUGCUGGCUACAGCCCAGGAGAAGAUCCCCAAAACCAUCGAAAUAAAGUCCAUCAGUCAUGACAUCGAGGAGAAGGGAGUGAGAAUGAAGCUGACCGUCAUUGACACACCAGGUUUUGGAGACCAGAUCAACAAUGAGAACUGCUGGCAGCCCAUCAUGAAGUUCAUUAAUGACCAGUACGAGGCGUACCUGCAGGAGGAGAUCAACAUCAACAGGAAGAAAAGGAUUCCAGACUCUAGAGUCCACUGCUGCAUAUACUUCAUCCCCCCGACCGGACACUGUCUGCGGCCUCUGGAUGUAGAAUUCAUGAGACGUCUCAGUAAGGUGGUCAACAUCGUCCCGGUCAUUGCCAAGGCAGAUACACUCACCCUGGAGGAGAGGGACUUCUUCAAAAAGAAGAUCAGGGAAGAGCUGCAAGCCAACGGGAUUGACGUGUACCCUCAGAAAGAAUUUGACGAGGAUGCAGAGGACCGAAUGAUCAACGAGAAGAUCAGGGAGAUGAUCCCGUUUGCUGUGGUGGGCAGCGACCAGGAGUACCAGGUCAACGGCAGGAGGCUGCUGGGGAGGAAAACCAAGUGGGGAACCAUCGAAGUCGAGAACAUCGCCCACUGUGAGUUUGCAUAUUUACGGGAUCUGCUCAUCAGGAGCCAUAUGCAGAACAUUAAGGACAUCACCAGCAGCAUCCACUAUGAAAUGUAUCGCGUGAGGCGCCUCAAUGAGAACAACACGGUGGUGGCUCACGCCAACGGGAUGCCACAACAUCAUCUGUCUGCCCACGAGAUGUAGACCUCAGCUGGGUGUAAUUCAUUUGCUAUGAGACUUUGACCUUCAUCGACAGUCUUCCACCGCUCCAGUCCUCCACUCCAUCCAUCCCCGUCUCACCGGUGGGGGUAGAACCUUAACAGCCUGCCAGAGGGAACUGAUCUUCACUGACUGGACUGCUCAUGUCAGAUUAUUGCCUCGUUAACAAACACUAUCCUCUCACUAUCGCCGACACGGAGAGUGAAGAGACGUUUGGUUCUUCUUAAUGUUCUUCUACAUUUGACCUGCUUCCAGAUCUUACCGUUAACUUUUGGUGCCAAAACAGAAACGACUUUCACUUUCAUAUCUCUCAUUGUCAGAAACAUGUUAAUCUCCUCCACUUUUACUUUGAUGUUUUAACUUUAAUGUUUUGUUUUUUUUAGCAGUGCUUGUAAUUCAUUAUUGCACUUGAUCACUACAUCGUCAUUGACAAGCAUGUUGGAAUGGAGCCAAGCAGCACUUUGCCAACAUGUGACGCACACACAGUCGUAGCGGUCCGUCUGUGUGUGAGGCGGUCAGUCAGCCUCCUCACCGUAGGUUAAAACACAAAAAGGUUAUCAACUAGCACAUCAUAUGUUUGUAUUUUUUUUGUUUGUUCAUUUUUAAAUAUGGAUGUCCGGUCCUUGGCGUCUUUUUAAAUUCCCAUUAAUGUCAUUGUUUAUUAAUAGAAAUAUCUUAAAGAGCGAUUUAAGAUGAAUAAGUAUUUAUGCACGAUAUAAAAUGUGAAAGUUUAUCAUCAGUUGUGGUCCACUCGAUCAGAUUAUUCACAUACACACACACACACACACACACACACACAUACUUUUCCUGCUUUUGGGCCCCUCCUAGUGCCUUAUUUAUUGGAGAAUGUUUUCAAGCAUUUUGGCCGAAACUGGAAAGAGAGCAGGUUUGUUGGCACAAGUUGACAUUUGGACAUUUUUCAAUCUUCUUUUUCUGUUUUAUCUCCAGUCUUUCAUUGACCAGCCCACUUUUUUCCUCUAUUUUUCAUCAUAUACCGAGGGUCUUUAUCAGUUUGAACCAUAUAUAGAUAUUUCCCUAAGCUGUCACUGUUAUGCUCUGUCCUGUAUAUUCUUCUGAGUUCUGAUACAUUUUUUUGUACUUGUAUUAUUGAUAAUAACAAAUUUUCCUUUAUCUUAUUUUAAAGAAA
Anoplopoma fimbria (sablefish) is the source of this 2274-nucleotide messenger RNA. Its product is annotated as septin-9-like. Gene Ontology annotation, molecular function: molecular adaptor activity; GTP binding; GTPase activity. The transcript is spliced from 10 exons. Gene Ontology annotation, biological process: cytoskeleton-dependent cytokinesis. Bases 84 to 1112 code for a protein of 342 amino acids. The record is from RefSeq and is a predicted model, not a curated record. Gene Ontology annotation, cellular component: septin ring; septin complex; cell division site. NCBI's taxonomy places the organism in Eukaryota, Metazoa, Chordata, Actinopteri, Perciformes, Anoplopomatidae.